Molecule: messenger RNA, 3571 nt
Organism: Anolis sagrei ordinatus
Lineage: Eukaryota; Metazoa; Chordata; Lepidosauria; Squamata; Anolidae
Gene: ATF1
Product: activating transcription factor 1
Biological process (GO): regulation of transcription by RNA polymerase II
Cellular component (GO): ATF4-CREB1 transcription factor complex; nucleus
Molecular function (GO): protein binding; RNA polymerase II cis-regulatory region sequence-specific DNA binding; DNA-binding transcription factor activity, RNA polymerase II-specific
Source: RefSeq, a predicted model, not a curated record
AAAUGGCGCCGGCUCACGGGCGGGCUCGCGCGCUCUAGGCCCGGGCCUCCGGGGCGCUCUAUGGUCCCGAGGGUGUGCGCGCGCGCGCGUCCCUGGCGGGGCCUAGGCCGGCGCUGCUGGCAGUGGCGCCCGCUUCCUUCGCCUCCGCGGGUGGCUUCCCUCCUUCCUUCCGGCGCCGAGGCCGAGGCUCUCCUCUGAGAGAUCCCUCCAUUCUGAGGACCAAGAUCUAUUGGAAAUUUCCAGUGUCAAGACCUUGCGUCUAACAGCAACCAGACAAAGAGCCUUUACAGCAGUGGCACUAUCACUCUGGAAUACUCUGCCACCUGAAGUCCGUGCCUUGCGGGACUUACCAGCUUUCCGCAGGGCAUGCAGAGUAUGGAAGAAGCACACAAAACCAGUAACAAUUCAGCAACCUCUCCACAAACAGCAUUGUUACAAGGUACCACUCUCCAGGCCACUCAGCUUUCUCGUGUUUCUCAACAGAUGUCUCUUAGAGGUUCAACUCCUCUUGGAGCUUUCACAAAAUCUGUGCAACUUUGUGGGGAUCAAGUCCAGGGCGUCAUUCAUUCAGCUCAGGCCUCCUCGGUCAUUCAUUCACCCCAAGGGCAAUCGGCACAGGUGUCUUUGUCUGAAAGCGAUGACUCACAAGAUUCCUCAGAUAGUAUAGAUUCUUCACAGAAAGCCAGGGAUAUUCUUGUGCGCCGUCCAUCGUACAGAAAAAUCUUCAACGACCUUUCUUCCGAAGAUACACACAAUAGGAAAGGAGAUGAGGCAAAUCCAGGUGUCUCCACUGUCACGUCUAUGUCUGUCUCUGCACCUGUUUACCAGACCAGCACGGGACAAUACAUCGCCAUUGCUCCAAAUGGACCAUUACAGCUAAAUAGCCCAGGAGCAGAGAAUGUGCAGAGUUUGCAGACAAUUGCAAAUGCUGGUGGGACUCCGCUAUUACAGUAUGUGCAAACGUCCAACGGUCAACAGAUAUUUGUGCCAAGUAACCAGGUGGUAGUGCAAACAGCCUCGGGUGACAUGCAGACAUACCAGAUACGAAGCACCCCAAACACGGCUUCUCUCCCUCAGACGGUGGUUAUGACGUCUCCAGUCUCCUUGACAUCGCAGUCAUCCAAGACAGAUGAUCCACAAUUGAAACGAGAAAUUAGGCUCAUGAAAAACAGAGAAGCUGCUCGCGAGUGCCGCCGAAAGAAGAAGGAAUAUGUGAAAUGCCUUGAAAAUCGAGUUGCUGUCCUUGAAAACCAGAACAAAACCCUAAUUGAAGAACUAAAAACACUGAAAGAUCUUUACUGCCAUAAAAACGUGUAAGAAGAAGAGAACAAGGCCUUUUUUUGUUAACAUCAGAAUUUUCAGAGGGAUUUUUUUUAUAUUAUUUUUUAAAAUAUUAAGAUGGAAAGUCAAACGUGAGUUUCUUCUCCUCAGAUUCAUCAACCUAGAAAUGUAGGAUUUUAUUUAGAAGCCAUUUGUGCACAAAAGUGAAACAUGAAGCCUCUUGGAAGACUUCUGCUGGCACAACUGGAAUCGCCAUUACAUCGGAAUCAGUGGACAUGUGCAGAGAUGGGACUUCAGAUACAUUUGAUUGUAGUGCUCGAUCUUUUAUUUUCUGCUGUCAAAGUCUAUCGGUGUGUUUGGUCAGGUUCCAAUCUCUUACAUUUCUGAUGGUCAGUUAUCCUCAGCCCCUUCGCUUCUGGGCUCCUCUCUGCAGGUUGAACCCGUAGAUGGCAGCAGUGUUUGGCUUUGCUCCUGCCUGCCACCCGUGUGUUCAUUGAAUGCUUGAGAAAGGAUCCUGUCAGGAAGAGGGCUUUUCUAUUAUUGUAUGUAUAUAUAUAUAUUUUUGGCUUAACUGUAAAUUCUAAUCUGUGUGUCAAGAAGAUAGAGGCCACUACUUUGAUAGAAGUAUAUAUUUGCAUUUAACAGUAUGGUUUUUUAAAAAAGAAAUGUGUGCUGUGGUUAUCAGUGUUGGUAAAGGUAGUGGACUCUUUCUUCCCAGAAGCACAUAUAGACUGGUUAUGAAGGGUGUUUUCCCCUCUCAAAAACAGAUGACAUAUCACUGCUGAUACCAAUGUUUUGAUUUUUGUAAUGGCAGAACAGAAUUGGUGAAGAGCGCAGGUUGAGCAUUCCUUAUCCUGAAUUCCAGAAUCAUCUGUAUGGGUGGCUGAGAUAAAGACACUUUUGCUUUCUGAAAGUCCAGUAUACACCAGAUUUGUUUCCUGGACAAAAUUAUUGAAACUAUUGUGUAUAAAGUGUAUGCGAAACAAAUGAAUGUCAUGAUUAGACUUGAAUCCCAUCUCCAAAAUAUUCCAUUAUAAGUCCACAAUCUGAAAAUCUGAAAUGCAGAACAUUUCUGAUCCCAAGCAUUUCAAAUAAGGGGUGCCAACCUGUGUUUUUUUCCCCAAAGGGCUAUUUCUGUUUAGUCACUGAAUAGGAUUUCCCAUCCCCAGAUAAACAGAAAUGAUUGUUAAGUCAGCAGGCGUCAUAAUGUUUGAAGAUCUUGCAUUGCAGUAAACCCUCCUUGCUUGGCCCCAUGGUAAAACACAUUGACUGGAAACCCACUGGAGAGUUAAGCACCCUAGUUACAGACACAGGGACUCCCAGCUCGAAUCACCCAAUCCUUAUGAACUGGGAAGGAGCCACUGUGAUCAAUGAGGGUCUCUUCCCCUUUUGGUUGGGAGCAGAUACCUGACUUUCCCUCCUCCUGUGAGUGGUCCCUCCUGCCAGUUUUGCUCACAUAAGAUUCCCAUCCCUCCCAGUGGCCGCUCGCAGGUAAGUUUUGGGAGGCUUUCAGGGUCUCUAUCCCUUAAUCUAGGGGCUACACAGGGAUCAUAAAUACAGCACAAGUGCAGAAGUAUAGGCUUUGCAUUUGUAACUGCCCAACUGGAUUCCAGCCAACACAUUCAAAAUUAUAUACCAAAGGUAAAAAUCUUAACAUGUUAUAAUCAGUUAACAAGAUUUCAUUUGGAUUCUUGAUAGUAAUUUGUUAAAAUAUCUCCAGUUUUUAUAAAAUAGUAAUCCAGUUGAAGUAAGACACUGGAUAUAUUUUUUUAUAAUUGAAGUAUUACUUUUCCAAAUUCUAUAAAAUUGAGUUUAUAUGAAUAUUUUAAAUAUUUAUACACUUUCAUUAAAUAUUUUUUCCCUUUCAGAUUUUCAACUCUAUUUUUAAGAGAUGCUCAAGAAAACUAUUUCCUAUUUCUAUAUAUUUCAUUUGGCAUAGUUUAAUUAAGAGAGGAUCCUUUAUUGGUGUGCGCAGAAGAAUGCACAGGUAUCUGCACUCACUAUAAAGAUGUCAGGGAUGAUAAUAAUGUAAUUUUGGUGUCAUAUUUCUAGAAAUGUUAAAGGAUCUUUUGCUGUUCACUGGAUUCUUGACUACACAAUGACCAUUAAAUUAACAAAUAUUGCCUUACCCUACUUAAUGCUGAAUUGUUACAAUGGUGUCCUUUGAAAUGUUGCCAUUUACAUGUAAACUGUGCUAGUGCAAGCCAUGUUAGAAAUACUGGACAUCUUGAGAUUAUUAUGACAAUCAUUCCAAUGACAGUCUUAUUAAAUCAUUCCUUCUAAUACCAAA